CCUUAGCAUCGCUCUAUUUCUAUCUACUCAUACACGACAGGCAAAGCUUUAGCCAGUUUUAAUACAUAAUGCAUCUCAAAACGCUCCUUCUCGCUGCCUUCGCGGCCACAACUGCCCUUGCAGGCUCUGCCGGCAACGCUAUUGUUGAAAACCAUUGCCCAUUCACAGUCUUUCUUUGGUCUGUUGGUGGCUCUAUCGGUCCCAAGCAUGUUCUGAAGCAAGGUGGCGUCUACAGCGAAAAAAUUCACCGCGAUCCCCAGAGCGGCGGUAUUGCCAUCAAGAUUACCCGUGUUGACGAUGGAAUUUUCAACAACUCCCCACAGACCAACUUUGCAUACAGCUUAACCGACACGAGGGUCUUUUACGAUCUGUCCGACGUCUUUGGCGAUCCGUUCUCCGGCAGCAAAGUCCUCCUUGACCCAAGCGAUCCCAAUUGCGCGGACAUCUGUUGGCCAAAUGGCAUUCCGCCUUCGGGAAGCCAGGUCCGCGACUGCAAUGCGGGCACCGAUCUGAAACUCACACUUUGUGCCUGAAGUUGUGAAGACUUCACUCCGUGACCAAUGAGAUCGGUUAUCAAGUGAUUGGUUUUCACGAUGAGAUGUGUUUCUGGCCUUUAUAUUAGUAGUCGAGGUGCAGGGGGAUGUGGCCUUGUGUGUCACCGUGGUUUUAAUGUCAAAUGUCAGUGUAUCCAUGUAUAUGUUGCGAUUCCUUGCAGUAAAUAUAUGGGUCUCUCUUUCACAGCGCUAUUACAUCUAUAUCUAGUAAUAUUUAGGGUUUAUUUUAAUUUAUUUGAAUAUAUUGCCAUUC
Messenger RNA from Coccidioides posadasii C735 delta SOWgp, 807 nucleotides. RefSeq lists its product as uncharacterized. Lineage: Eukaryota; Fungi; Ascomycota; Eurotiomycetes; Onygenales; Onygenaceae. The record is from RefSeq and is a predicted model, not a curated record.